Sinocyclocheilus anshuiensis is the source of this 1015-nucleotide messenger RNA. Its product is annotated as stonustoxin subunit beta-like. Lineage: Eukaryota; Metazoa; Chordata; Actinopteri; Cypriniformes; Cyprinidae. The transcript has 3 exons. The record is from RefSeq and is a predicted model, not a curated record. The coding region runs from base 4 to 780 and encodes 258 amino acids. Gene Ontology annotation, molecular function: protein binding.
UGUAUGGUGACAGAGGUUGGCUGUUGUUAUCUGGCUUCAGCUCUGAGGUCAACUUCACACCUGAAAGAGCUGGAUUUGAGCUACAAUUACCCAGGAGAAUCAGGAGUCAAGCUGCUCUCUGACAGACACAGUGAUCCAAAAUGCACAUUGGAAAAACUCAAUGUGGACCAUAACGAAGUCUUCAGAAUCACACCAGGACUACAAAAAUAUUUUUGUGAUCUCACACUGGAUCCAAACACAGCACACACUAGCCUCUUAAUGUCUGAAAACAGAACGGUGACACACGUGAAAGACGAGCAAGCAUAUCCUGAUCAUCCAGAGAGGUUUGAGCACUAUGAGCAGGUUAUGUGUAAAGAAAGUCUGACUGGACGCUGUUACUGGGAGACUGAAUUCAAUGGCAAUGGUCAUGUAGCAGUUACAUACAAAAAAGUCAGUAGAAAAGAAGGGAUUGAUUGUCUGUUUGGUCUCAAUGAACAUUCUUGGUGUCUAUUCUGGAUUAACAGAGGUAAUGUUUGUACUGCCUGGCACGAUAAUAAGAACACUGAUGUAUCUGUCCCAUCUCUGUCUAAAAGAGUAGGAGCGUAUCUGGAUUGGCCAGCUGGCACUCUGUCCUUCUACAGCGUCUCUGACACACACACACUCACACACUUAUACACGUUCAACACCACAUUCACUGAACCACUAUAUGCUGGAUUCAGGCUUUAUCCUAGAGCCUCAGUAUCUCUGUGUCAGAUCGAAAAAUCUCUGGUAAGAAAUAAUCUAGAAAAUGAUUCACUCUAGACAGCUGUAUUAUAUAUAUGGAUGUUUUUCUAAACCUUUUUGGAAGUGUUGUAAAGUCUAUAGUGAAGAGGUGACAGGAAGUAACAGGAAUGAGGAAAGGUUUUUUUCUAUAUAUCUGACACUUAAUAUUUGGCAAUAUAAAUGGACUGUACAGACACUAUAGGAGCUGUAUGAUGACGUCACUGUUUUUUACGGAGCUUUACAGCUGAAUUGAAUUAAUUUUAUGAAUGAUGAU